Molecule: messenger RNA, 670 nt
Organism: Lathyrus oleraceus (garden pea)
Lineage: Eukaryota; Viridiplantae; Streptophyta; Magnoliopsida; Fabales; Fabaceae
Product: protein MAIN-LIKE 2-like
Exons: 2
Coding region: 13-636 (207 amino acids)
Biological process (GO): meristem maintenance; meristem development
Source: RefSeq, a predicted model, not a curated record
UCGGCACGCGGUAUGAAUUACAGCAGAUGUCCGAGACACUGUAUUACUCAAUAUCGCAACUUGUUGGAUCACCUUCGACCGGCAGACUUCAUUUGGCGUCCAUACCUUAAUAUGGAUCAUGAGCAUCAGAUCAACCCUGAAGACGCAGCCGUAUGGACAACAUGCACACCGAUAAUACGGUUCACAACAGUGGAGCUGCACAACACCGAUCGUGUGAAGCUGCAGUUUGGUAUGGUCCAGAAUAUCCCAGAUCCCCCAGCUAGCCUAGGAGAAUGGCAUAUGCGUAAAGUGAACGACCAAUGGAACUACAACCCUUGGCAAACCUUCGCAAGAUCAGAGUGUCGCAAGUGGAAGCACCGUCAUGACCAUGUCUUAACUGACGCAGUCAUGCCAAAUGAGGUAAAACCAAGUCGUACUUAUAUGGCUUGGUAUAGAUCAGUUGGAUUUCAAUUCAUCGCCGAUGAUAUGUACCUCUACGACCCACGCCAGACAAGUUACACACAAGAAGGAUCAACAUCUAACCCCCAACAACAUUCUCAGCCCGGUUACUCACAACCACCUAUCCGACAAACUUUCCGUUCCACAAACACACAAACAUACAACCAAAACAUGCCAUUCACCCAACCCAAAAACUAAGAACAUCCCCCAUACCACCACCAAUAAAUGGACC